Messenger RNA from Mesocestoides corti, 2826 nucleotides. The record is from the annotation of a GenBank genome assembly. NCBI's taxonomy places the organism in Eukaryota, Metazoa, Platyhelminthes, Cestoda, Cyclophyllidea, Mesocestoididae.
AUGUUAUCUUUAGCUACAAUGACGACAUCAGAGGCUAGUACGCGCCGUCGAGUAAAGCUCUACAUGCUGAAUGAUGAGCGCCAGUGGGAUGAUAAGGGAACAGGUCACGUGUCCGCACUUUACACUGAACAAAACACUAUCGCUCUGGUUGUGAUUUCGGAAAAUGAUGGGUCUUGUCUUCUGGAAUCCAAAAUCCAGCCGGAAACCGCCUAUCAAAAGCAGCAGGAAACACUUAUUGUCUGGUCGGAAGGUGAGAAUAUGGACCUGGCUCUUUCAUUUCAAGAGAAGGCCGGCUGUGAUGAUAUCUGGGAAAAGAUUUGCAACGUACAGGGCAAGGACCCCUCUGUUGAGAUUACUCAAGAUGUCGUGGAUGAAUCAGAUGACACUGAUGAUGUUGAAGCUUAUACAAUAACCUCAAGCCAAUCACUUCAAGCAUUUGAACUUCCUCCUUGCGAACUCGCACGACUGGAAGAAAUUGCAGAGCUGACAAGUGCACAUCCAAAUCCACUUCAGAAACGCGAGCGUCUUGUUACGGCUUUUGAACGCAACAAUUACAUCAGACAGCUGAUUGACCUUUUCCAUAAAGCAGAAGAUUUGGAGGAUAUGACUUCAUUGCACCACUUAUAUGAAAUAUUCCGGCAGUUAAUCCUUUUCAACAAGCAAAUCCUUUACGAGACUCUUUUUUCGGACGACGUGAUCAUGGAUGUAAUAGGCAUUUUGGAGUACAGUCCAGCAGGUCGAACCCGCCACCGUGAUUUUUUGCGAAAUCAGGCUAACUUUAAAGAGGUACUGCCACUCCAUAAUUCAGAGUUGGUGAACAAAAUUCACCAAACAUACCGAGUUCAAUACAUACAGGAUUGUUGCUUGCCCCCUCCCGGUUUAUUUGACGAUCAUACGAUGUCAGCCUUGAAGUCGUUUAUUUCGCUUAACAAAAUGGAAAUUAUAAGUGCCUUGCAGGAGGACGAUGAGUGUAUGCUCCGGUUGUUUACCUGUCUUAAAUCCCCAGAAACAUCUGAUUCUCAUCGACGUGAGUUAGCUCUCUUUGUAAAGGAGUUUUGCAGUCUUUCCGUCCAAACUGAUCAAAAGGAAAAUUUCCUCAACACCUUAUCCGCUCACGGGGCCCUUUCCACUGUGGAAACACUUCUUACCUGCAAUGAUCAUGAUGUUAAAUCGGCUGCUUUGGAAGUUCUUCAAGCGUUUGUUGAAAAUCAACCGUCUGUAAUACGUGAACAUGUGUGUAAGAACAGCGCUAAAAUGAGUCGAGAUGAAAACAUUCUUAUAAAUCUAAUGAUAACGCAGUUGCUAGAAGACCCUGAUCCUGAACUGGGUGACGCCUAUCAAUUGAGUUAUAUGUUGCGAUUUCUCAUUGACCCUGACAAUAUGAACAACACAGCUGGACGGAGUGAGAAGACAGAAUUUCUCAGCUUCUUCUACAAGCGUUGCAUAGGUACAUUAACAAAGCCGCUUUUUGAAAAUACCAUUCAUGAAGUUCCUCUCAAUGAUAAUUAUCACUGCGCGCUGGUACUGAGUAAUGUUCUCGAACUGCUGAUUUUUUGCAUCGAAAGUCACACAUAUCAUAUGAAAAACUAUUGUCUACACCGGGACCUUGUAAAGCGCGUGUUGGUUCUAUUACGUUCAACACACAAGUUCCUGGUUCUGAGUGCAUUAAGGUUAUUACGAAAGGUAGUACAGAUGAAGGAAGAAUUCUACAAUCGAUAUCUGAUUAAAAACAACCUUUUCAAACCAGUGAUUGACCUGUUUGCAGCUAAUGGACAUCGAUAUAACAUGAUCGACUCUGCUAUUAUCGAAUUGUUUGAGUACCUGCACAUGGAGGAUAUAACAUCACUCAUUAAUCAUGUCGUAAAAGAAUACUGGGACGUCCUGUGCGAUAUCACUUAUGUAAAUACUUUUAAAAAACUCAAGGAACGCUUCGAUGCUUCUAAUCGGCCUAGUCGGACUGAUGGGUCUGGCAUUUUCGGACAACAAACUCCAUCCAGCUUACCGCCUCCGAGAGGGUCAGUUGCCUCUCGUUUUGGACGUGGGACGACGGACUUUGACGACGAGGACCAGUGGUUCAACCAGGACGAUGACGAAGAUGAGGAGGACGAGAUAUCAACCACACAACCCCAACCGCAUAACCCGUCUAUUUCUAUCGAGAACAUCCCUCCUCUUAUCUUUCCCUCAUCCACUACCUCGAACUCUCCCCCAUCUCCGAGCAAUGACUCCCCCAAAGGGCUUCACCAUUCGCCUAGUUCGACCACCACUCCACCAUACGCUUUGCUAAUACCUCCUUCAUCUUCUCCCGAUAUCGAAUCUCCCAUUAGCCGUCACCCCACGCUGUCUUCGCAUCCCUUGAUCUCAAUUCACAUCAAAUCCACAUGUCUGGGAGUGACAGGGAAUGAAGCCGGUGAUGAUGAAGAGAAGGUUCUUCCUUCGCCGAGGCAGGCAGCAAAACGAUUUAGUAUAAGCAGCGAGGACGGUGGUAGCAAUGAUGAUGCAGACACUUCACCUACUAGACAUUCCAAAAGACCCUUGCUUGAUGAGCACGUGGAUGACUUUGGUGACACCGAAGGUGAUGUCAGGAACACUUUCCAGGAAGCGAACCAGAACACGGGAGUCUCUGCAAUUUCUGAUGGCACCAGUGGUGGUGGAUUAGUUGGCCUUGUCGACUACUCAGACGAAGAAAGUGACGAAGAUGAAUUAGCAUCGGAGUCUAGCCCGCAAUCCGAAGAAGCAAAGACUGCCUUGUCGUCCGUUUCUGUGUGUGGUAAAACAAGUGAAGACGAGGACCAGCUCAUCACUUCUCCGGGAUCGACACAGACCUGA